AUGAGAGCUCAUCGUGGAAUCUUCUACACAAUCGCUACGAUAACCAGGGGAGGUUGCUGUGCAGUAUUGAAUAUAGAGAUUCCUUCUACAGUUUCAGCAGCCGAAGACUGGUCUCUAGCACCACAAAGAGGUGCUUGCACACUUCUAAAGGAUCAUGGCAAGACUAUGGUGGCUACAAAGACCUUGCAGUACCGAGCAAAAUUCGAUCGCGCAGAUUUCGUCCCGCGAAAGCCAUAG
Messenger RNA from Penicillium angulare, 237 nucleotides. RefSeq lists its product as uncharacterized. Lineage: Eukaryota; Fungi; Ascomycota; Eurotiomycetes; Eurotiales; Aspergillaceae. The transcript has 2 exons. The record is from RefSeq and is a predicted model, not a curated record. Bases 1 to 237 code for a protein of 78 amino acids.